Cynara cardunculus var. scolymus (artichoke) is the source of this 4137-nucleotide messenger RNA. RefSeq lists its product as uncharacterized. NCBI's taxonomy places the organism in Eukaryota, Viridiplantae, Streptophyta, Magnoliopsida, Asterales, Asteraceae. The coding region runs from base 265 to 3870 and encodes 1201 amino acids. Gene Ontology annotation, molecular function: zinc ion binding; protein binding. The transcript has 3 exons. The record is from RefSeq and is a predicted model, not a curated record.
AAGUACAUUAAACUUAUAGCCCUCAAAUUCUCUGAAAUCUGUACAACGAAGGUAUCCCCUUGCCAUUUCAGUUUCUUCCCCGAUUUUGCCCUAACUCCAUAAUGGCCCCCUCGAUUUCUCCGUCCUUGACGUGAUGAAAACCCACCCACGAUCUCUUCUUCAUCCCUCACCCAUCACUCUACAAUUCCUCCAUUGUUAACCUAACCUCCACAGUCGAGCUAGCUGUUUUCCAAGCAGAGUUGCUAAUUUUUGUAGGUAUAUACGAUGGCAAAAGGGAAGCUUAUUUUAAUUUGUCAGUCUGGUGGUGAGUUUGUGACCAAUGAUGAUGGAACCAUGUCAUACAAUGGAGGAGAAGCAAAUGCAGCAAAUGUCACAAGUGAGACUCCAUUUAAUGAUCUAAAGUUACAGUUGGCUGAGGUGUGUAAUCUGGACCAGAAGACAGUUACCCUCAAAUAUUUCCUCCCGGGAAAUAAGAAAAACCUGAUUGUUGUAAAGAACGACAAGGAUGUAAAAAGAAUGAUUGAUUUUCAUGGGGAUGCCAUCACAGCAGAAGUCUUUGUAAUGGGAACAGCAGGUUUUGAUCGUAGUACCCUAGAGAUGCAAUCCAACAGGGAAAGUGCUAUCCAGAAAGACGAGAUGAACCAUGAUAAUUUGCAUAACAAGAAAGAUGCGUCUGCAAAACGUGGUAAGGUGCGUACCAAGAAAGAUGAGAAGGUGCCAAUAAGUCCUCCAGGUAAGAGGACACGCCGUGCCACUGCUGCUGAGACUGAAAUGCAGUCUGAUGAAGAUCAAGAGGGUGGCAAUGGCAAAUCAGAUGAUGCCAUGUCAGAGGGCACUACCGACGGAACUUCUUCAAGUGCUGCUUCUGACCAUGGCAAUGAGAAGGCAGAUUCUGAUUCUGGUUCAGACUAUGCACCUAGGACUAGGAGCUCUGCACACUCUAGCAAACGCAAUAGUCAGAGUGAAAUUGAUGUUGAUGCUAGCCCUGCAGACACUGUGAAGAAGCGGAGGCGCACCCCUUCUUGGAGGUUUGGUGCCAAUGGCCGUCCCACAAUCGUUUCCUUUCCUGAUAAUAAUUAUGCGAGGUCGAAAUCUCGGGGAAAGAGUGGGAAAGCUAUUGCUGAGACUUCUGGAGAUAGAAGAUCACAGAGAAAGAGUUCUAGGGAAACAAGUUCAGGGAGAAAGAGAGCCCGGAGAAGUAUUGUGCCAGAAGCUGGCGACAGUGAUCAAGAACUUGAUAACCUUCCAGGGAAAGAAAGUGAUUCUGAAGAAAACUUACCUCUCACUGUUUGUGACGAUUACGCGUUGCCUGAAACUAUGGUUGAUGCAUGGAAGUCGGCUAUCACUGGUGCUGGUCAGGAAUUUGACAGCGUGAAUCAAUUUCGUGCUGCCUUGAAGAAGUAUGCCAUAGCGAAUCGCUUUGGGUACAGGUUCAAGAAAAACGAUACAAGUCGCGCCAUUGGGGGAUGUGCUGCUGAAGGGUGUACUUGGAGGUUCUAUGCUGUGUGGGUCCCAACUACUCAAUCAUUUAUGAUAAAAACACUGAACAAUGUGCAUACAUGCGACAAAGAAUCCAGGAAAUCAGCUCACCCAGCGAAGAAUUGGUUGGUAGGUACCAUAAAAGAUAGGUUGCGAGAAUCACCAUAUCUGAAACCAAAGGAGAUUGCUAAUGGAAUUUUGCAGGAUUUUGGAGUUGCAUUAAAUUAUACACAAGUAUGGCGUGGAAUUGGGGAUGCUAGGGAACAACUUCAUGGAUCACCCAAAGAGUCGUAUAAUAAGUUACCAUGGUUUUGUGAGAAGCUUGUGGAGACAAAUCCGGGUAGUAUCUGUAAGCUCGUUAUUGGUGACAAGAAAAGAUUUAAAUCCCUUUUCGUGUCCUUUUAUGCAGCAAUAAGUGGAUUCCAGAAUGGUUGUCGCCCACUUAUUUUCUUGGAAGCUACUUCUAUGAAGUCUAGAUAUGGAGAAGUUCUUUUGAUCGCUAUUGCCAUAGAUGGAAAUGAAGGUUUUAUCCCAGUUGCAUUUGCUAUAGUAGAUGUUGAGGAUGAUAACAGUUGGUGCUGGUUUUUGGAACUUCUAAAAACUUCAAUCUUGAAAUCACAGCCUAUCACUUUUGUCGUCGAUAGAGACACGAACUUGAAGAAUUACGUACUUGCAGUUUUUGAGGAUGCCUAUAUUGGUUACUCCAUUUACCAUCUUUUGGCGAGCUUCAAGAGAAACAUGAAGGGUCCAUUCCAUGGAGACGGUAAAGCUUUCUUAACGGUUCAUUUUUUAGCAGCAGCUCAUGCAGUCCGUCUUGUUGGUUUUAAAAAGUCAACAGAACAAAUUAAGGUGAUAUCUUCACAAGCUUAUGAUUGGAUCAUGCAAAUUGAACCUGAACAUUGGGCGUCUUCAUCUUUUAAGGGCGAGCGUUAUAACUACAUCACUGAAGAUGUUUUUGAAUCAUAUUCUAAGUUAAUGGAGGACUACCGGCACUUACCCAUAUUACAAAAGGUAGAUGCUUUAAUACGUACGAUGAUUGAUGACAUGGAAGACGCUAAACUGGAUUCAACUAUGUGGUGUACCCAACUUACUGCGUUGAAGGAGAAAGAAUUGGAAGACGAAAAACUCAAAUCACGUGGACUGAAAGUCCUUAUCUCUUCAGAUACUCUGUUUGAAGUUCGUGAAGAUUCCACCCAUGUUGUGAAUCUUAGCAUUUGGAGUUGUACAUGCAUGGGUUGGAAGGAAACUGGUCUGCCAUGCCGCCACGCUCUUGCUGUUUUUUCAUUAACAGGUAAAAAUCCGUAUGAUUUUUGUUCCAGUUACUUCACAGCUGAUGCCUAUCGGUUAACCUAUGCUGAGUCCAUCCGCCCAACACCCAUUGAUGGGCCACCUUUGCAACAAAAUACGAUUCAUUUGGAGAAGGAAGAAGCUGAAGCACUUUAUGUUGAGAACGCAGAGGGUGAAAAGGAAGGAGGUGGUAAGGGAGACUAUGAAUUGGAAGAUGCUAUCAAGGAAACAGAGGGGAAAAUAGAGAAAGGACAUGGUUCUAUAGAGGACUCUGAAAUGGAGGAGACUAACAAGGAAGAGGGUGAAAAGAUGGAGGUUCAGAUGUAUGAGGGUUUCAAGGAAGGGAAUGAGGAAGGCGAGGGUAGUAAUGUAGAUGCAGAGAACGAAGAGGGUAGCAAGGUGAAUUCUGAGAAAGACGAGGGUAGUAAUGUAGAAGCCCAAAAAGAAGAGGGUGGCAAAUUGAAUGCUGAGAAAGAUGAGGGCAGUGAUGUAGAUGCCCAAAAAGAAGAGGGUGGCAAGUUGGAUGCUGAGAAAGAUGAGGGCAGUAAUGUGGAUGCCCAAAAAGAAGAGGGUGGCAAGUUGGAUACCGAGAAAGAUGAGGGUAGUAACGUAGAUGCCCAAAUAGAAGAGGGUGGCAAGUUGAAUGCCGAGAAAGACGAGGUUAGUAAUGUAGAUGUCCAAAAAGAUGAGGGUAGCAAGUUGAAUGCCGAGAAAGACGAGGGUAGUAAUCUAGAUGCUGAAAAAGAAGCGGAUAGCAAGAUUGAUGAGGAAAAAGAAGAGGAUAGCAAGUUGGAUGAGCAAGAAGAAGAGGGUAGAAAGUUGGAUGUUGAAAAAGACGAGGGUAGCAAGUUGGAUGUGGAAAAAGAAGAGGGUAAAAAGGUGAAUGCCGGAAAAGACGAGGGUAAGAUGGUAAAAAUUAGAGAAGAACAUGAGGAUCCAAAUGUGUUUGUGCUUCCUCCUCUUGUUGCAAGACCAUCUUCAUCCAUAGUGAAGAAAGAAAUGGAUAUUGGUGUUGAAACAGAGGGAGACAUGAAAAGAAAAGUGACUUGUAGCAAGUGCAAGAAAGUUGGGCACUAUAAGAAGUCUUGCAGGACCAAAUUUUAGGUACUUCAGUCUCUUCUCUUGUAUAUAUCUCUUAUUCUUAUUAUUUACAUCUUUAUGCAGGCUUUGUAGUGUAACUUGGAUCUUGUUCUUUGUUUGGACAAACAUUUGAUGAGAUUUGUAGGCUUGUAGUAUUCUAAGUGUUAGGGUUUACUUUUUUAUGUUCGUUUAUGAUUUUGUACAUCGUACCCGAGUGAUAAUAAGCAUGCGGGAAAUGUUAGGCGCUUUGUUUUCGAAUAAUCAAUGUUCUUGUGAAAAUGUUGGAAACCU